Bacillus rossius redtenbacheri is the source of this 14368-nucleotide messenger RNA. RefSeq lists its product as uncharacterized. Gene Ontology annotation, biological process: DNA integration; proteolysis. Bases 7307 to 11413 code for a protein of 1368 amino acids. Gene Ontology annotation, molecular function: zinc ion binding; aspartic-type endopeptidase activity; nucleic acid binding. The record is from RefSeq and is a predicted model, not a curated record. NCBI's taxonomy places the organism in Eukaryota, Metazoa, Arthropoda, Insecta, Phasmatodea, Bacillidae. The transcript has 3 exons.
CUCAUAUAAUUAUUUAAUUAUGAUUUAGAUUUCGUCCUUACUGUGUAGAGUUGAUAUUAAUUUGAUUUGAGUACUUAUAUGUGACAUUGUAAACAGAAGUAAUUCUGAAGGAGUCCCAAGGAAAAACAAAUUAAAAAGAAAAACAUUUCCUUAUACAAUUUUGGGUAAAUAUGUAUUGUACGGAUUAGCGCCAAAAAAAAUCGUACAAAUAUGAAAUAACUUUCAUUAUAUGCUCUUUUACGUCCUCUUUUCAAAACCGCCUGCGGAGAUUAAAAAUUCCAAUUACUUUUGGAGAUAUCGCCGUUAUUAUUUUGCAAUACAAGCCCUAUGUAAUCAUUCAACAGACGCCAUUUUAUAUUUUGCCGUGUGUGCGUGAAUGCCUAAAUAACAGAAAUUUUCCAUUAGGUAAGGUUAGUUACAUGAUAAAUACUUUAAAAUAAACGGAAAUUAAAAAUAAUAUCAAUUAAUUUUACUGGUAUAGUUUUAAGUAUUUAUAAUGUAACUGACCUGACCUAACAAAACGGGACAAAGGUAGAUUAGGUCAGGUCAGCUACAGUAUAAAUACUUUGAAACUGAACGGACAUUAAAAAUAAUAAAAAUUAAUUUUAAUGGUUGUUUAGUUUUAAAGUAUUUAUAAUGUAGCUGACCUGACCUAACAAACCGGGAAAAAGGAUGAACAGUAGGAACUCACGUAAUUUUCUUUUUACGUGAUGUAGUCGUUCAACUACGUCGCGGAAAAAAAAAAUCAUACUUGUAAACAAGCAACAAUGGUGAACGCGGGAAGCCUACGAUUCACUCAUCUUUCUGGACAUACCCGAAUACUCACGUUGGCAAGCCUUCUUUCAACAGAUGAGAGGCAAACGCCCGAUCGUGCAUCUUCGGUUUUUUUAAUUUUUUUUAUUGUAAAUAAAUAUGCAACUUAUGAAAACUAAUGGUCAAUUAGGUUAUGUUAGCUACAUUAUAAAUACUUCAAAACAUUGUGGAUGGUUGAUUUGGUUAGGAGGUAAAUAUUUACUUGGGCGGUAUUUCCGAAAAAAUUUUUUAAAAAUCCGAAAAUACCUUUAUAUAAUGCUCUUCAACUUCCUCUUUUCAUUAAAAGCGGCGGAGAUUAGAAAUUCCAAAUACUUUAGGAGAUAUCGAAUUUUUAAAUUUCUUCAUAUGUAGUUGAGCGGUAUUUGCGAAAAAAAAUGUUAAAAAUCCGAAAAUACCUUUAUUAUAUGCUCUUCAACUUCCUCUUUUCAUUAAAAGCGGCGGAGAUUAGAAAUUCCUAAUACUUUAGGAGAUAUCGAAUUUUUAAAUUUCAGCACAAAACCAGCGCAUUCCUGUGGCGUGCGUGCACCAUUGUUUCUUGUUUACGUACGAGACUACGAGUAUUUUUUUUUUAUUGGAUAAUGAUGUCACGUGAUUGUUCGUGAUAGGCCAGAAUUCAAAUUAACUAAUACGUGAUUAUUUAGUUCAAUUAUUGUUUAAAACGGUGUUUAAUUACCGCCUCCAACUUAGGUGAGUUUUUAACGUUUCUAAUUGUAAAGUCUUAUUUGUUAUUUUGAUAUUGUUGCGCAAAUAAUAAGUAACAAAAAAAUUUACGUCAGUUGUUACUGUACAUCCUUUGUUACGGGUUUGUUAGGUAAGGUCAGUUACAUUAUAAAUAAUUUAAAACUAAGGAAUAAUUAAAAUUAAUUCACAUUAUUUUUAAUAUCACCUUAGUUUGAAAGUAUUUAUAAUGUAACUGACCUGACCUAAUCGACCAUUUUAGUUUACUGUUCACCCUUUGUCCGGGUUUGUUUGGUCAGGUCAGUUACAUUAUAAAUAUUUUAAAACUAAACAGCCAUUAAAAUUAAUUCACAAAAUAAUUUUUAAUGUCGGCUUAGUUUGAAAGUAUUAAUAAUGUAACUGACCUGACCUAAUCAACCAUUUUAUUAAUUACGCAUUCACGUCUCACGAACACACGGCAAAAUAACAAAAAUGGCGCCGCUCGAAUGGUUCCACAGGUCUUGUAUUGCAAAAUUAAAAAAUUCGAUAUCUCCUAAAGUAUUAGGAAUUUCUUAUCUCCGCCGCUUUUAAUGAAAAGAGGAAGUUGAAGAGCAUAUCAUUAAGGUAUUUUCGGAUUUUUAACAUUUUUUUUUGCAAAUACCGCUCAACUACAUAUGAUGAAAUUUAAAAAUUCGAUAUCUCCUAACGUAUUUGGAAUUUCUUACCUCCGCCACUUUUAAUGAAAAGAGGAAGUUGAAGAGCAUAAAAUAAAGGUAUUUUCGGAUUUUUAACAUUUUUUCUCGGAAAUACCGCCCAAGUAAAUAUUUACCGGUUAGGAUAGCUACAUUAAAAAUACUGUGAAAUCAUGUAAACGGUUUCCUAGCGCUGGAUAGCUACAUAUUAAAAAGUUAUUUGCUAAGCAACCAUAAAAUGAUUUUACAGUUUUUUUAAUGUAGCUAUACUUACCUAAUAUAACCAACCAUCCACAGUGUUUUAAAGUAUUUUUAAUUACUUCUUGCUAAUUUUAAGAAAAGAAGGUUUGCCAACGUGAGUAUUCGGGUAUGUCCAGAAGGAUGUGUGAAUCGUAGGCUUCCCGCUGAACGCCGCAUCAGUGCACAACAUGAAAAUUAAAAAAUUCCAUAUCUCCUAAAGUAUUUGGAAUUUCUGAUCUCCGCCGGGUUUAAUGAAAAGAGGAAGUUAAAGAGCACAGAAUAAAGGUAUUUUCAGAUUUUAAAAAUUUUUUUUAAAAAAAUCACCAAAAAAUGAAUAUUAAAAAAUUCGAUAUCUCCAAAAGUAAUUGGAAUUUUUUAUGUCCGCAGGCGGUUUUGAAAAGAGGACGUAAAAGAGCAUAUAAUGAAAGUUAUUUCAUAUUUGUACGAUUUUUUUUGGCGCUAAUCCGUACAAUACAUAUUUACCCAAUUUUGAAUCAAGUAGUGUUCUAACGUAGCGGCUUUUUCAUUAAAAAAAAACAUAAAAUUCCUCUUAAGAUGUUUCUUUAUUUACUUUGAAAACAGUGUUUCUAAACUUUAUUUGGUUUCUGAGAAAUCUGUUAUAGGUUACAUUAGGUAGCCUGUGCAGAAAAGCGGUCUUCGCUUUAGUAUUGCAACAAGGGUAAACUUAAGAUUCACACCAAUGUUUGCAGCUUGCAUGUGCAACUUUGGUAGCAGAAUUAAAAUAGAAUUAAAAUGUGAAAGAAUAAUGUUGAUAUCGUUUUUCAUGGACUUUCGUUAUGGAUUAAUUAGAGAAUUGUCGAGCUACGUUUGAAAUACGUUAAAAUUCUUAUGUAUCUUAAUUUCCGAAAAUGAAUAAUAAAAUUCUGAAAAUAUUUUUUGACGUGACGUCUAAUAAAUCGAUGAACGCCGGCUGCACGCACAAAAGAGUGUCCCGUUACGCACAUUGUCCCAUUACUCAUUGUACGCUAUCGCCACAUCUAUCUCUCUUCCACUCGAUUGGAACAACCAUCGAUUUGACUUUUUCAAGGUACAUUAAACUUGAAACAUCCCAUUCGUUUCCUACUUUUCCUAUCAUCAUCCUAUCCUUAACAGAAUAACACAGAUUGGAAAAAGUUAAAUAGCAAACAUGUAUAAAAGUGAUAGUUAAAAUAAUCUCUUCGUUAAAGUAAUAAACAUAUUUGAAUUAUGAGUGCAAAUAAAAGUAAAUUUAUCAAUUAAACUGUAGAUUUAAUUUCACUCCUUAGUAUCCAUAGAAAAUAGUGAUAAUUCCAUAAAAAUGUUUCAAUUUUAUUCAUAAAAGUAUGCAAUCAUUUCAUCAAUGUUUUGUUAUGAUGUCACGUUAAACAAUUGUCCGUAAACCGACUUUACAGACAACCAAUUUUUUUUUCUUCAAACACUAUAGAUGUUCUUGUAUUCACCCUGAAAACAGCAUUGACAAGUUCUUACUGGUUUAUGAGAAAUGACAGUUUAUAGCUUACAUUACAAUACCUGUGCAUUAAAGUGGCCCGCCCCAUUUUUUGGUUUCCAGCGUGGGUCUGUGUGUUUAUGUUUUGGAGAACUUUAGUUAAAUAAUGAGAGUGGUCGAUUAGGUUGGUUGUGGUACUUUAAAAGUACUUUAAAUCAUUGUGGAUGGUUGGUUAGGAUAGAUAUAUUAAAAAUACUGUAAAAUAUUUUUUGGUUGCUUAGAAAUUACUAAUUUAAGAUAUAGCUAUCCUGACCUAACCAAACAUUCACAUGAUUUUACAAUAUAUUUAACCUAAUCAACCAUCCACACUUUUUAUUUGAAAGUAUUUUAAAUGUAGCUAGACUAUUCUCUAAUUUCUCUAUCACUUAGUCAAUGAAAUAAAAUAUGGACAUCUUUUAUCCGUGUUUUUAUUCGCUAAUAAAGUUGCUUGUGCGAGCUGCAAACUUAGGUAACCUUCUGUGAAUUUUUGAACUGUUCGGGCCUCGAAAUGGACUUGUGUGAAUGGAUUGCUACGCUAUGUUGCAAUUUUAAGCAACCAUUAAAAAUAAUUUACAGUAUUUUUAAUGGAGCUUACCCUAAUCUAAACAACUAUUCUCGUGAUGUAACAAGUUUGUAAUUUUUAUACCGAUCAUGCACAAACAAGGCCUAGGAAUGGAAUGUUUCGAAUGUUGGGUUUGCUGAUCCUGUGUUUCUCUGUAUAUAAAGAUGUUAAAAAAUUGGCGAUGGCUCCAUCAGUACAUAGGUUUUUACAAUGUAAGCUUUAAACAGCGAUUUCCAAGAAACCAGUAGGAAUAUAAAGAAGCUGUUUUCAAGGUAUUUGGUAAGCUCUGACAGCAUGGAACCUAUCUGCACAAAAAAUGAAUCAUGAACAUUGUGAACACUGUUAUGAUAUACGCACGUGUGCUUUGCUAAGCCAAGACAAAGGGAGCUGCAAGAUUGUUUCUUGUGGGCUUAAUUGUGGAGCCAGGUUUCACCUAUGUAAACUAGCUAAGCAUCAAUUGCUAUGCCCUAAUGAAAAAGUGCCUUGCAUCAAUAGGGCCAAUGGCUGUCCUGCAGUAGUAUAUCGAUGUCAGAAAGCCAAUCAUCUGAAGACAUGUCCAGCCAAACUUGCCCAAGGUGCUUUGAGAUUGAAUUCUUGGCCAAUGUUACAAAAUAGUCGUGUUGCUACAUUAGUAGGUGGUGACAUUUCACUUCCAGCAGGAUCGUUCAGAUGCCAGACAGAUGCUGGAGAUGAAGUUAAGGACAUGUUCAAGUUUGAGUUUUGGUUGGAAAAUCUCAAGCACACCUCACCACAAAAUGAGUUUAGCACUCUGGCUAAUUUUAUCAAAGAUAGUGAAGUGAGUGAAGUAUUUUGUGGGAGGUUUGUAUCAGACACAGUAAUCACUGAGUAUGCUACACGUGAAAGUGCUUAUACAAAAUUCAAUAAAGGAACAAUACCAUAUGGUUGUUUCAAUAAAAUUAUUUAUCAUUUUGAUUAUGAACGAAAUUUUGGCAUGAAACACUCCAUGUGUCACAGCAUAAAUGAGCAUCAUCAGAUUUAUGGCAGUGUAAAAUGUUGGAUUGAACACAAGUGUCCACUAUCUUAUGAUGGUUGUACGUACUCUCUUAGAAGGAUUGAUCCAGUCAAUAAAGAUUCAUGCAAUGUACAAGAUUCAUUUAGCAACGUGGGACUGACAUCUCUACAUGGUUACUGUGAAAGUACAUCAGAUGGAAUGGAAAGCAGUGUACGUUCUUCUCUUGAAAGAGGACAUGAAGCAAUAAGUGAGUCAUAUGCAAAAUGCAAAAGAACAUCAUUUUCUUUAAAAUCUAAACCGUCCAUUCAGUCAACAUAUUGUACGGGGCUGCUUGAUCUCCCAUUAGAAUUACUGAGAGACAUUUUAAUGUACCUGGACCCAUACAGGUAAAAAAAAUUCAUUUUAGUAUAUAUUGUUAGUGCAUGUUAAGAAAAACAUUUCAAUUUUUGAAUAUAUUUUUAUUAUUUGUAAUGGUUAUUCACUUAUAUAACAUAAUGGUUGUUAAGGGCAGGGAUUUCAAACUUCGACCACAGGCAUUUUUCAUGUUAGUAUGUUAGUAUGCCUGAUAUGGGCCAACACAAUAUGUUGGCAGCAGAAUUAGUAAUUUUUUAAGCCAUAAAUCUAAAAUAUAUAUUAAAACAGUUCAGAUGUUAUAUGUUGCUUGUGCUCAUCACUUAAGACUGCACAAAUAAUGAAGAAAGGAAAUGUAGCCCGAAUAAAUAAAUAAAUAAUGAAAAACAAAUUUAAAAAGAGGUAUAGAAUUUAAGUAUUAUAAAUUUAAAGUAAUACUAUUCUUUUGUAUAUCUGGUAAACUGAUAAUUUAUAUCUUGGUAGUAAUGUGUGCAAAAUGUGUAUAAUGUUAGGGCGGUGGGCUGUUUGGUGCGGUGUUUUUCAGUAAAACAUAUUUGUCACUCAACAAACCUCCACAAGUACAGAAUGUUUUGGAUUUUGUUGUUAACAAUAUACUCCUUACGAAAAAUUAAAAUUUUAAAUUAUGUUUGUGGUAACGUGGAUUAUUAAUAUGAAUGUGGUUGGCAAAAUGCUCUGAACACUGGCAACACAGAGUCCAAGCACCCACAUUUCUGGUCACAGUAUUAUGCACAUAAUACUCUAGAGGAUUGACAUUUGUAUGUUUAGAAUAUGUAUUUAGUGGACAACCACCAAAAAUUACCGCAGUUCUUUAAAAUAGCAGGUGAGGUUAGUACAGGAUGGACACAGACUGGAAAAAGUCAGUGAAUUUAAAACAAGUCAGGGAAAACCUGGAAAUGUCAGAGAUAAUUAUGAUUGGUCAGGAAAUUUUUGAGAUAAAUUUUUUCUGCAUCGUAAUGUUUUCUUCAAUGGCCAUUUAUUGUAAAAUAGUGAUUUUAUCUAUAUCAGUUUUAAAAAAAAUGUGUCUGCAUAUUACCGUAUUUUCCAGAAUAAUCCACACCCAAUAGUUUUUAAAAUGUGAGUUGAAAUAAACAGUGCGCUGCUUAUUCAAAACUUGACAAUGCUGCAUGGUAACCCUGCAUAGCACCAAGUUCCAUCAAGGGCCAAGGUUUGUUAACCUGUUGUUGCUUAAUCGUUUACCGACAUCUUUUGGUUGCGAUUAUCUACGGUGGUUGAAAAACCCUAAAAUGAUUAAAAUUGAUGAUAAAAUGGGAAGUCAUACUAUACAAAGAAAGUCGUAUAAGUGACUUUAGUUUCUGAUUUAUUUUGUUUAUAACUUAGCAUUGUUUUCAGUGGUUAUUGCUGAAAUUUUAAUGGUGCUUCACUGCAGUAAACAAAACUGUAGUAUAGAUGAAUUAGCAAGUGGGUUUUCCGAUGUUGGCGACUCUGAGUCUGGGAAGAUGGCGGACAUGUGCAGUACAUAACAUUGGCGACGAGGUGGUUUUUUUAUAAUAAGUUCGUGGUUUCUCGGAAGAAUGGCUUCGUUUGGACGUAUGGACGAGUUCGAUGAACGUUCAGAUACAAUAGGGACGUAUUUGAAGAGGUUACGGCACUACUUUGACGCGAAUUCGGUGCCAGAGAGGAAACAGGUGGCGGUGUUGUUGUCUGUGAUCGGGAAGACGACGUUCGGGGUUUUGUGUGAUUUGGUGUCUCCAAGUGAACCGGGAAAUAAGUCGUUCGUAGAGCUAGAAGAAAUAUUGAAAACUCAUUAUAGCCCAAAGACACUCGUGAUUGCAGAACGGUUCAAAUUCCAUGGGCGUAUCCAAAAAGGAAAUGAAUCGAUAUCCGAGUUCUCAGUAGCCAUUAAGCACUUAGCACAAACAUGCAAUUUUGGCGCGUUUUUGCCGGAGGCUUUGCGGGACCAAUUUGUUAGCGGCCUGCGCAGUUCAAAUAUCCAACAAAAGUUAAUUGAAGCAGAAUACACGUUGGACCAGGCCUAUGCAUUGGCAACGACACUGGAGCAAGCGGAAAAACAACAGCAACUGUUCCAUGUUCCUCAAAGUCACAACAACAAUUCCGGGCCUCAGGCAUCGUCGGAAGAAGUGUAUAAAGUGCGGGUGCAACAAAAACAUCAGCCGGGGACGGGAGCAUUUGGAACUAGUGUUGGUCAACGGGAAUGCUAUCGGUGUGGUAGUAGGGAGCAUAUAGCGGUAGCGUGCCCAUACUCACAAUACAAGUGCCACACCUGUUCAAAGGUAGGACAUUUGGCUAAGAAAUGUCGCAAGCAGAAGGUGGCCGCAGUGUGGGGGGUGGCAAAACAAGACUCAAGGGUGCCCAUUGAGGGGAACAGAGGGGGUGAGGGCCAUAGCAAGGAAGUGAUGGAGUUGUUUAACGUACAGCACCCGGAGGGGGUGGCUUCAGUGGGGUACCAGGUACUGGUUAGGGUGGAAGGUAAACCACUGGUGAUGCAAGUGGAUACCGGAUCGGCAGUAACGUUGGUGUCAAAUGAAACAUACUUAGCAAACUGGCCAAACUUGCAGUUAAGUAAAUCGAAGGUCAAGCUGCGGACAUAUUUUGGGGAUGACCUACCAGUGAAAGGGGGUGCUCAAGUGGAAGUGGAAUAUAAGGAACAGAGGAGCAGACUUCAGCUAUUAGUGGUGGACUCGGGUCAACAGCGGCUUCCAUCACUAUUGGGAAGGGAUUGGCUCGGUCAUAUUCAGUUGGACUGGAACAGUAUUUGUGCAGUGAGUGUUAGCCAGAUACAUCUGGGGCGGGUACAGGAGGAAGUGCUAAGGGGGCUUCUGGAUAAGUAUGCGGGAAUAUUUAGUGGGGCGUUUGGAGAAAUUAAAAAUUUUGUGGCUAAUUUUACACUCAAGGAGGGGGCCUCACCAGUUUUCCUCAAGGCAAGGACGGUACCAUUUGCACUUCGAGACAAGGUGGACAAGGAGCUGCAGAAUUUGGAGAAACAGCACAUACUGGACAAAGUGGAAUACAGCAGCUGGGCGAGCCCACUGGUCAUUGUCCCAAAGGCGAACGGCGAGGUAAGAAUUUGUGCAGAUUUUAAGGGGACUGUGAACCCUAGAAUUGAACUAACACGCCAGCCACUCCCAGGCAUUGAUGAUGUGUUUGCAUCCGUAGCUAAUGGUAGGGUGUUUAGUGUACUGGAUCUGUCUAAUGCAUACCAGCAGUUGGUCGUGGGGAAGGAAUCACAGGAAUUGGUGACAGUGAACACCCAUAGGGGCCUGUAUAGAUACCGUAGGAUGCCGUUCGGCUUGUCGAGUGCUCCUGGUAUAUUUCAAGCGGUGAUAGAGCAGAUGUUACAGGGUAUUCCAGGAGUGGUGGCGUAUCUCGAUGACAUUCUGAUUACGGGGGGUUCAGUGGAGGAGGGGUUGGAGCGACUAGAAGCAGUGUUGGCGAGGUUGCAAGAACAGGGUGUACAGGUUAAGAAACAAAAAUGCCAUUUCUUGAAGGAAGAAGUUCAAUUUUUGGGGUAUGUUAUAAGUAGGGAAGGUAUUCGGCCAGCGGGCGAUCUACAAGAGGCAAUUAAAAAGGCACCGGUACCUACCACGGUGACACAGUUGAAGGCGUAUUUAGGCUUAAUCAAUUUCUAUGCCAGAUUUGUUCAGGGAAUGUCAGGCAAGCUGAAACCGCUGUACAAUUUAUUGGCAGAAGGAGCAGCAUGGACAUGGGAUGCCAACUGUCAACAAAUUUUUGAGGAAAGUAAGGAAUGGAUACUUCAGGCUCCAGUGUUAGUGCCCUUUGACCCGCAGAAACCACUAAUUGUAGCUAGUGAUGCCUCACAAUAUGGAGUGGGUGCAGUAUUGUCGCACAGGAUGCCAGAUGGCACAGAACGGCCCAUUUGCUUUGCGUCUAAAACCCUGUCCAAGGCGGAGCAGGGUUAUUGCCAAUUGCAGAAGGAGGCGUUGAGCAUCAUCUUUGCAGUACAGAAGUUCCACAAAUACUUAUACGGUCACCAUUUCACGCUGUAUACGGAUCAUCGCCCGUUGACAACGAUUUUUGGACCAAAGAAGGCAGUUCCAUCUUUGGCCGCAGCCCGGUUACAGAGGUGGGCUCUUCUCCUGACGACCUAUAACUAUUCCACAGAAUACAAAAAAGGAGAAGACAUGGGUAAUGCGGAUGCUUUGUCAAGGUUACCACUGGCCUACGAGCAGUCAGUGGAACAAACAGUUUUCCUGGUACAACGGGACAUCCCAAUCAAAGCGGAGGAGAUUGCGAAGGAAACGGAAAAGGAUGAAGUCUUGAAAAGGGUAAAAAACUAUACUAUGUAUGGAUGGCUGCAGCAUAAUGAGGUGGCAAGUAUGAAACCUUAUGUCACCAGAAGGGAUGAAUUAGCGAUAGAAGAUAAUUGUAUUAUGUGGGCGGACAGGGUUGUGGUUCCACAAGUAUUGAGAGAAACAGUGUUGCAGAUGUUGCACGAGGGUCAUCCGGGAGUAGUGCGGAUGAAGAUGCUGGCUAGGAGUUAUGUUUGGUGGCCAGGUAUGGAUAACGAGAUUGAUGAUACAGUAAAGAAAUGCACAGCCUGCCAACUAACUAGGCAUAGCAUACCACAGAAGUCUUGGGUGCCGUGGCCGGAAGCUUGUCGAGUGGGGGAACGAGUGCAUGUGGACUUUGCUGAAAGGGAGGGAAAAAGGUUGUUGAUCUUGGUUGAUGCCUAUUCUAAGUGGGUGGAAGUAUGGCCAAUGCAGAGCACGGUGGCAGAGAAAACAAUUGAAAAGUUGCGAACGGCUUUUGCAGCAUAUGGCUUGCCGGAAAACCUGGUGGCGGAUAAUGGGCCUCAGUUUCGCUCAGAGGAAUUUCAGCAGUUUUGCAAGGCAAAUGCCAUCAACCUGCAGUUGACACCACCGUUCCACCCCCAAUCCAAUGGAGCAGCGGAGAGAACAGUGCAGUCAGUAAAAACAGCCCUUCUGAAGCAAGCAGUGGAGAAUGGUCUAACGGGAGGGACACUCUCCCUGCAGCAUACAUUGGAUAAGUGGUUAUUUGCAUAUCGCAACACACCUCACACCACAACGGGGAAGACCCCAGCGGAAAUGUUCUUAAAAAGGAAGCCUCGUACACAAUUGUUGUUGGUGAAACCAAACUUGCCGGAAUAUCAUAAAAAGCCAAGUAGGCUGAGAGGAGGGCCAGGACUCAGGUUUAGUGUACACGAUCUGGUGUGGGUAAAGUGCGUCAGAGGAGAACAGACUCGGUGGAUACUGGGAAGGAUUGUAGAGGUGGUGAGCAUGGUUACAUAUAGAGUCAAAGUAGGGGAAAUAAUAAGAUUUUGCCAUCAGGAUCACUUAAGGAGGAGUCACUUGCAAGAGGAGAUACAAUUCCGAAGCCGAAAGGGGGCAGCAGGGGCAGUGAGUGGUACCGGACCGAGGAAAAUCCAAGGGGAGGAGAAAUCAGAAGUGGGGGCAGCAUCUCCGCCAGGGGGACCAGCGACAACGAGAGCAGCAGAAGGAGCAGUGGAGAACCGGAUAGAAGAAGGACCAAGCGAAGCUCCGAGCACAGUAGAAGAUAGUGAAGGGGAAGAGUUUAGGGGCUUCGGUGAAGAAAUAACUGUUUUACCCACCCAGAAAUUGUUGGCACAAAGGUGCAGUGGGAGGGUGAGGCGUCCCCCUAAGCAGUGGCAACAAUGGUAGGGGAGGUGCUGAAGUGAACAGAAGUGAUAAACAGUGCAGUUGGGGAAAAAGAAAAGAAAAGAAAAGAAAAGAAAAAAAAAAAAAAAAACUAAUUUAGUAGGGAGGAGUGUAGUAUAGAUGAAUUAGCAAGUGGGUUUUCCGAUGUUGGCGACUCUGAGUCUGGGAAGAUGGCGGACAUGUGCAGUACAUAACAAAAACAACCUUGGUUGGUACAGUAAUUCAUUUUCAUUCAUGACCAUUUUCUCCUUGCAUCACUGUAAACAUUUUAUUACUCACAGUUAAUCCAUAAAAAAAAUAUUUACUGCCUGAUAUCUGUGGGGACGUGUAUUUACAAUUUACAUUAAGAGUUUUAAUGGAAGUAUUGAAAUACUUAAUAAUAUUCAUGUGGCAAGAAUAUAGUGCUGAAAAAAAAUUGGUUAAUGUCCACAACGGUACCAAGAUUGCUAUAUUAUUUUUACAGAAAACCUUUAAGGCAAUUUAUUAUUUGGGAUAAUCUUGCAAGUCUGGAGUAAAAAAUUAAUAUAAAUUUGAAAUAUGGUUCUAAGGUGUGUUUUUAAGUUUAGUGCAAGGGUUUUUCUAAACAACAAAUACUUAUUCUAAUGGUCUACAUAUAAGGGGUGUGAGGCUUAUUAAAUAGCAUGGCUUAUGUUAUCCUAAAGGAGAGCCACUUGUCUGAAAAAAAAUAUUAAAUCUCCUCUUAAUAGUCUGUCUUUACUUCUUGACAUGUUUUACAAUCAUUCUCUAAGAGGUGUUAUAAGUAGGGACCUGAAAAAUUCGCGAUCGCGAUAAACCCGAAAAAUAACACGAAUUUCUUUAUUUAACAGUAGAAACGUGAUUUUUAAUGUUUUGAGUCAAUAACGCGAAUUUGUUGUAAACAAAUAACAAUUCACGAUUCAUUUAACGAAUUUACGAGCUGGCGAUAUUUCCUAUUGAAUACAUCGAUAUUUAUCGUUUUCUUUGAUAUACGUGUUCUCUAAGUCGCUGUAUCUAAAUAAGUUCGACUAAUCGAUUUUGAGUAAAACAUCCACACGCGACGCGAAACGAUCGCCAUUUCAGAUUUCACUUCUUGGGUUUUGACGUGAUUGUCGCAUACGAGUGAUUUAUCUAAAGUUUCAUGCCGUUAUUAUAAGUAUAAAGAUGCCAAAACUUCCAGUCAGUGUACGGCAACGAGCCGACGAAUUCAAAAGUGCCGGUGUUUAUGCGUCAGAUGCGUCAACGCUUAUGUGUAAAUACUGCAACUGCAGAGUGGUAUUUGAGAGGAAAGAUUCCGUUUUAAAACACACAAAAAGUGAAAAACAUGUCAACUCUAAAAGAAAAUACACGAAUGGUUCUUCUGAAAGGAAAAUCCAGACGUCUGUUGUCGAGAAUUUCGGAAGCGUAAAUCAACGUAAAAUCGACAUUGAACACAUGGCAAUGAAAACGACAGAGGCAUUCGCCAAGGCAAAUUUACCGCUGGAAAAAUUAGAAGUCCCACAUUUAAAGUCAUGGUUAAAUGAGUUCGUUGAAGGUAGGAUUUUUCCCCGUUGCAUUCUGAGUUAAGCUCUUCUGUUUUUAUUAAUUCUUGGUCAUUAAAUAUCGUAUUGUUAGAUCCUACAGUGCAUAGGCCUAACCAUGUCAGAGAGUCGGUAAAACUCGCUGUUUUAAUAAAAAUAAUGCCAAUGUCCAUACACAUUGAUAAGCUGAAGGCAUAAUUUUUUUUUCUUUCACGAGGCUGGGUAUAACUCAACUCAUUCCCCACCCUCCUCCGUUUCUUUUUUUGCAUUUUGCAAUGUGUGAAAACACCACCUCGAUCUGUUCACAACUUACCUGCAAUAUUAAAAGUGUUUCCUAAAAUUAUUUCGGCGAAUUACUCACCAAAUAUUUAUUAUAUUUGUGAUACACACGUGUUUAGUAAAGUAAUAUAAUGUAACUUAAGCCUAUUUAGUAAAAAUAUGGUGGCAAGUUGGUAACUUGUAGGCCUACUUUAUUUAGUAUUUUUACUGCUUCGAAGUAGACAAAACUCAAAGUACAAAAAUAUGACAUCGCAAUUUCUUUACAAAAAGUGUGUGAAUUAAUUUCCUUGAUGUUAAUAGGCCACUCUACUGUGGUAUUAGAGUAAAUAGGCCCAACUUACUUUUUCUGUAGCAUUUUAGGUUAUGUUACUUUUUUUUACCCCACAAACAUUGACACUAACUUAUUUGGUUUCUUUGAAUGCAGAAUGAAUGUAAAAAUAAAUCCUAAUGCAAUAAAAUGAUUUAGCAUCGUAGGUCUAGGCCUACCCUUUUACUAGCCUUUCCAUUUUUAAAGUGCUCUAUGACAAAAUUCCUUUAGUGAAAUUUCUUGUAUUCAGUAAGUAUUACUUUGUUAAAUGAUGAUUUAAAUUUGUUAUUUUCUAUGCAAUUGUGUGUUAUCAGCAUAUGUAUUCAAAAGUAAAAAUACUUAACACUUGUUUAAUCAAAUAAUCAGACAUACUUCAGAAUACUUAGAAUACUUCAUUUGAAACAUCCACGAUGUCAAAUUAAAAAUAAAUUUUAAAUAAAAUAACCUCGCUUUUAUAUCACGAAUUUUGGGGAAAAUAACACCACUUUUGAGAAAAAAUAACCCCACUUUUUUCAGGUCUCUAGUUAUAAGUUCUGAGGUUCGGUUAUAUAUUACAAAUACUGUGAUAUUGUGAGAAUGGUCAGCUAAAUUAGGUUAAAUACAUUAAAAAUCCUGAAAUAUUGUUUGAAUAAUUGGUUAGGAAUUUCCAAUGUAAAAUGUAGCUAACUUUAAUUAACUAAACAUAACUAAACAUACUAUAGUAUUGUUACGAACGUGACAUUGGCCGGGACACGUGAAGGUGCAGAGCUGGCUGGCGACUGCCGCAAUAUGAUAUGUGCCGAGCGCGCCUGGAAGAUAACAAGGAUUGUCGCUUUCCCCCCUCCUUCCCAUCACUCCCCGUGCGGCGCCCUGCCUUUAAGACGUAACUGACACCGA